UUUCCCCUCCCCCCCAUUCUCCCUUCCCCCUCCCCCCCUUUUCCCUCUUAUGGCGGCCCCGCACCCCGACAAGCUGGAGGGGGGAGUCGGCCCAGCUCCGCCUGCUCCGGGUCCGCCGCCUCCUCCGCCAGGGAACAUCUCCACAGGGCCAGGCCGCAAGCAGGGCAAGGCCGGCCUUCAAAUGAAGAGUCCCGAGAAGAAGCGCCGCAAGUCCAAUACACAGGGCCCUGCCUACUCCCACCUCUCGGAAUUUGCUCCCCCGCCCACACCCAUGGUGGACCACCUGGUGGCGUCGAACCCCUUUGAGGAUGACUUCGGGGCCCCCAAAGUCGGCUCUGCCUCCGCACCUUUCCUCGGCAGCCCCGGACCCUUUGGGAACUUCCGCAUGCAGGGGGCGAUGGGGCCGCAGGUGCCGCCCGGCUACGGCGGGGGCCCGCAGCCCAUGCGGAGGCAGCCGCCCCCUUUUGGACCAAGCCAGAUGGGCCCCGCCUUCAACAUGCCUCCCCAGAACCCCGGGUACGUGCAGUCCGGAGGGAUGGGCUUUGGCGGCCAGCCCUUUGGCCAGCCCCUGGGGCAGAACUUCAGCCCCCCUGGGGGGCAGCUGAUGCAGGGCCCCAUGGGCGGCUUCGGCCCCAUGAUCUCCCCAACCAUGGGGCAGCCCCCACGCGGAGCCGACAUGGGCCCGGGGCCCGCCCUAAACCCCCCCGGGGGCCCCCCAAUGGCCCAGCGCUUCAACCAGCCGGGCAACAUGUUCGGACAGUCCUCCAUGCAGCGCCCCAACCCAAACCUCCCCAACCUGCCCCCCAACCCCAGCUCCUUCCCUGGGCCCGAUCCCAGCUUCCCCCCUGGCGGCGGCGGUGAAGACAACGGUGGGGGGAAGCCGCUCAACCCGCCCCCCAGCACCUUCAGCCAGGAGCAGCACAGCGGUUCGCCGGCAGCCAUCAACGGCACCCAGCCCCCGUUUGCGCCCAACAGCACGGGGCACGGCGGGGGCGGCACGCCCGAGGCCAACAGCCUCCCGCCCUCCAGCAAGGCUUCCGGGAACUCGGGCCACCAGCCCCCGCCCGGCCUCGUGUACCCCUGCGGGGCGUGCCGCAGCGAGGUCAAUGACGACCAGGACGCCAUCCUGUGCGAGGCCUCGUGCCAGAAGUGGUUCCACCGGGAGUGCACGGGGAUGACUGAGAACGCCUACGGGCUGCUGACCACCGAGGCCUCCGCCGUGUGGGCCUGCGACUUCUGCCUGAAGACCAAGGAGAUCCAGUCGGUCUACAUCCGAGAGGGCAUGGGGCAACUGGUGGCCGCCAACGAUGGCUGAGCCUCCGCCGCUGCAGCCGCUUCCCUCUGCCUGGACGUCGGAGGUGGUGGCAUCCCUGCUCUGCACCACUAGACACUCUUCGGCUUUGUCCGUGGAUUCUUCAGCCUGUCCAAGGAACACGGGUAGCACAUUUUCAAAGCCUCCCGGUUAUUGAAAGAAUUUGGUGGGAGGGGAGGACAGAGUCUUCGACCUUCUGUGACCUCCGGGACCUGGAGCUGUUCUUCCCAAGCCUUCCAGCAUUCCGUCUCUUCCUCCUCCUCCUCCUCCGCUUUCUUUACAGCCGCUGCUGCAGUUCGAAGCCACAAAACAGCCAGUCUUGGGCAGCAGAUACCCAGCGGACGGCAAUUUAGCAUAAACUGGAGAGCAGUUACUACCACGGUUUGGACCAGUUUCUUCACUG
Messenger RNA from Lacerta agilis (Sand lizard), 1715 nucleotides. It is a transcript of the gene PYGO2, whose product is annotated as pygopus family PHD finger 2. Gene Ontology annotation, biological process: kidney development; spermatid nucleus differentiation. The transcript is spliced from 3 exons. Bases 50 to 1315 code for a protein of 421 amino acids. Lineage: Eukaryota; Metazoa; Chordata; Lepidosauria; Squamata; Lacertidae. The record is from RefSeq and is a predicted model, not a curated record.